AUGGCGCUUCGCGACGUGCUGCUGUCGAUCGCGCAGACGCCGCACCGGCUGCGGCGGCGGGCGCUGGUGACGUGGACGCCGGCGCAGGAGACGAGCGAGGUGCGGGACCGGUCGGGGGCGCGCAUGAAGCGGCGGCUGGAGUGGUACGACCUCGUGGGCCUCGGCGUCGGCGGGAUGCUGGGCGCGGGCGUCUUCGUCACCACCGGCCGUGUAGCGCGCGACGCCGCGGGGCCCGCCGUGUUCGUCUCCUACGUCGUCGCCGGCGUCACCGCGCUGCUCUCGUCCCUGUGCUACGCCGAGUUCUCUGUGCGCGUCCCCGCCGCCGGCGGAGCCUUCAGCUACCUCAGAGUAACGUUCGGUGAGUUGGUGGGGUUCUUCGGAGGAGCCAACAUCCUGAUGGAGUACGUGCUGUCGAACGCGGCGGUGGCGAGGAGCUUCACGGACUACCUGGCCUCGACGUGCGGGAUCACGGAGCCGGACGCCUGGAGGAUCCAGGUCGACGCCAUAGCCAAGGGCUACAAUGAGCUCGACUUCCCGGCCGUCGCGCUCAUCCUUGUCCUAACUCUAUGCUUGUGCUACAGCUACAUCGGCUACGACUCGGCGUCCACUAUGGCCGAGGAGAUCCGCGACCCCGCCCGCGCGCUCCCCGUCGGCAUCGCCGGCUCCGUGCUCGUCGUCUCCGCGCUCUACUGCCUCAUGUCCGUCGCCCUCUGCGCCAUGCUACCCUACACCGAGAUAUCGGAGAGCGCGCCGUUCUCGUCGGCGUUCAGGGAGAAGGCGGGGUGGGAGUGGGCGGGCAGCGUCGUCGGAGCCGGCGCGAGCCUCGGCAUCGUGGCGUCGCUGCUGGUGGCGAUGCUUGGGCAGGCGAGGUACCUGUGCGUCAUCGCCAGAGCGCGGCUGGUGCCGGCGUGGCUGGCCAAGGUCCACCCUUCCACCGGCACUCCUAUGAACGCCACCCUCUUUCUAGAUAAAGGUAGUACACAUCCCCAUUAUCCAUGCCCAGGAUUAUGCACAGCGUCAAUCGCACUCUUCACCGAGCUGCAGGUAGUGUUUGAGAUGAUAUCAAUCGGAACGCUCCUGGUCUUCUACCUGGUGGCGAACGCGCUCAUCUACCACCGGUACGCGAAGCUCGGUGCCAACCGGUCGCUCCAUGUCCUCCUCUUCUUGCUCCUCCUCACGCUGAGCUCCCUCGGCUUCUCCCUCUCGAGGAGGAUCGAUGGGCAAUGCCGAUGGGGAAUGGCAUUGUUCGGCACCAUCUCCGUGGCGAUUACGGCCAUAUUCCACUGCACAGUACGGCGAGACAUGGCAGAGCCACCAUCAGAGUGGACAGUCCCUCUGAUGCCAUGGCCGGCUGCUGCAUCCGUCUUCCUGAACAUGUUCCUGAUGACCACUCUCAAGAUGAUGUCCUUUCAGAGGUUCGGCCUCUGGAGCCUUGUGAUUAUCAUCUUCUAUGUCUGCUAUGGGGUGCACUCCACAUAUACUGCAGAAGAAAAUGAGGCUGUCAAUGCUAUGAUUCAUCAUGCCAAUAUGGACAUGUCUUAGCAAUAACAGCAAAUAAUAAAUUGAUCUAGGCGCUACUUUGGAGCUUGCUAGCCCCGCGAUUAGGCCGUCUCCAGAAUGGUCCCUAAUCUAAAGAGGAUGGGGUCAAAAGAGAGCCUGCUUUUGCAUUAGGUUAGUCCAUUCUUUUCCUGCUUUUGUGCUUGCAAAUUGGCCGAAACAAUCGCUUGUAACUUAUUUUUGUCUCAAAGUGCACAUGCAGGACUGCGAAUGUCGUGUGUUUCUUUGCUCAAAGACUAGAAAUUUUGUC
Oryza brachyantha (malo sina) is the source of this 1807-nucleotide messenger RNA. Its product is annotated as cationic amino acid transporter 7, chloroplastic-like. The coding region runs from base 1 to 1542 and encodes 513 amino acids. The record is from RefSeq and is a predicted model, not a curated record. Gene Ontology annotation, cellular component: plasma membrane. Gene Ontology annotation, molecular function: amino acid transmembrane transporter activity. The transcript has 6 exons. NCBI's taxonomy places the organism in Eukaryota, Viridiplantae, Streptophyta, Magnoliopsida, Poales, Poaceae. Gene Ontology annotation, biological process: amino acid transport; transmembrane transport.